Volvox carteri f. nagariensis is the source of this 6720-nucleotide messenger RNA. RefSeq lists its product as uncharacterized. Bases 1 to 6720 code for a protein of 2239 amino acids. Gene Ontology annotation, biological process: microtubule-based movement. Gene Ontology annotation, cellular component: microtubule; kinesin complex. Gene Ontology annotation, molecular function: ATP hydrolysis activity; microtubule binding; ATP binding. The transcript is spliced from 12 exons. NCBI's taxonomy places the organism in Eukaryota, Viridiplantae, Chlorophyta, Chlorophyceae, Chlamydomonadales, Volvocaceae. The record is from RefSeq and is a predicted model, not a curated record.
AUGUCAGGCUCGUUUUUGAAGUCCACCGGUCCAUCCAGGUGGCAUAAUGGAGCUUCCCGAACGCGGAAAACCUCCUUUGACUAUGUUGCGUUGGUGGACCAAUUCCAGCAAGAAGAGCUAAGCCAAGAAGAAUUGUAUGAAAGCUCUGUCCGGCCCUUUAUAAACCGGUGCUUACAAGGAUGCUCCGGCAGUAUAAUUACAUACGGAGCUAGGGGCAGUGGGAAAUCCUAUACGCUUGGCACCUUGGACCCACAACAGCUCUCCUUGGCCGCCAGGGGCAACGGAACCCCGGGCGUGCUUUCCAGGUGCACGCAGCAACUAUACGAGUGGCUCGGCGAGGAUGCCGCCGUGGAAGUUACAUGCGUGGAGGUACAGGGCGACGACAUUGUCGACCUAUUGGAACAGAGGCCAGGUGCGUCGGCAUUCAACAAGGCAGCCGCCACCACCAUUGACGGCCUCAACGGCGGGCCUAGCAGCACCAGCGUUGCACCAGGUUGCGCCAGUCCGGUCUCCGCGCUCUCAAGUCCACAGGCAGGGUUCUCUCGCAGCCCCAUUGCUUUUGCAGCGGCAUCGGCAUCGUCCCGGCGAAAGCCACUUACCGCUACGGUGGUGCGAAACCUCGCAGAGGCCCUGCUGACGCUCCAGCGAGCCGUGUCGAACCGGCAAGUCUUUUCCACGGCCACCCGUCACAACAGCAGCCGCACGCAUGCCGUCUUCCAGCUGCGUUGGCGUAACCCCGCGGCGCCGGCGGCUACCGGCGGCUGCGGCUGCGUGGCGUCAGCUGUAACGGGCGCUGCUGGCUACGGGUCCUGUGGUGGGGCUGCCCUGCGGCCCUUUAGUGCGCCGCCACGGUCGGCGCUGACUGGUGCCCCCCUGGGCUCCCCGCCGCCGGGAACCCGGGUGCCUGACGGCGGCGGUAGCGGUGGACCUGUCUGCACACUGACGUUGGUGGAUACGUGCAGCUUCUGUCCGUUGCUGCCUCCGAAGGAGGCCUCCGCCGUGAAGCGGAGCCUCCUGGCGCUCGGUCGCGUGCUCAGCGCCCUACAAAGGCGCCAUUCGAUGACGUUGCGAGAGAGCAAGUUGACGCGCAUGCUGGAGGGUGCGGUGGACCAGAUCCUCCUGUUGGCUUGUAUGUGCGGCGUGGGUGACGAGUCCACGGUGCAGCUGGUCAAGACGCUGCAACAAGGUUCGCAUAUGCGCGACAAUGCCUUGCGGCGCUCGCGACGCGCAAGCUCUUCAGACUCGAGACAAGCGUCAGGCGCUUGGGAAUCCGCUGCCAGUCUAUGUGCUGUGAGUGCAGUAAGCCUGGCUGGUGUGGCCGGUCUGGCGCAACACGGCGUCGUUACCGGCAGCACCGCUGACGCAAUCGGAACGCCGCCAAGGGUUUUGGUUGGCAAGGCCGCGGGCCUCGGGCCCAGCCGUGCCUUGUUCCGCUCACCAAAGUCGCCGCAUGGGCAAGGGUACGGCAUCCAGCGGGCGGCUGCGGAGCUGACGGAGCUUCCACUGGCACUUAGCACCGUCCCUAGCGGCGACGGGAAAAGUAGCAGCGGCGGCGGCGGUACGGACACGGAUGCGGUAGCGAUGCCGCCGAUGUCGGAGAGCUCUCCUGGCGAGUCGUCGUCGUCGCCCGCUGCAUCAAGCCGAAGCGGUGGCGGGGAUGGCGACGGCGCCUCCGUUGCCACCUCGGCGGCGGUGCUGCCGCUGGCUGCGGCAGCGAAGGCCGGCAGGCCCGAGCCUCUAACGAUCGACGUCAUGAGUACAGACACGCUGACGCUGUGUUCCCCAGGCGCCACCGGUGUCGCAGCUCCCGAGAGACGUACACCGCUGUCCUCGGGGUGCCGUCGCGCCGGCAGCGCGAUUCCCAGUCCACCGGGGAUGUCGCCUGUAGGUCCGUCGGCGUCGCGGCUGAGCGGGACUCUCAGCUCGCGCGAGAGGCCGGCGUCAGUGACGGCGCGCGCAGCACCAGGACCCGAAGUACGGCGGUCCCAGGGAUUUUCGGUCCUGCAGGGGAAAUGGUCACCUCCACCGCCUCCCGUGUCUCAUGCCAACGACAAGACCUUCCCCAUCGUUCCCUGCUGCAUCGCUUCUGGUGCCUCUGCCACCGGCCAGUCUCUGUCCCUGAUGCGAACCAAUGCCGCGAUCAGCACCGACUCGGGCGUGCCGCUGGCGGCUCCAGGGAAGCCAGCAGCCGCCCGCGGCGGUAUCGGAACCAGCGGAACCCGCGGUCGCACGUCGCCUGGCCGGGGCUCCUUGGCCAAGUCCGGUGCCUCGUCGGGACGGGGAUCAUCCGGUUCGGCUUCAGCUUUGACGGCUCUCAGCCUGACAGCCGCGGCAAAGCGGCCCUCGGUACGUGCCUCUCCGUCCGUGAACAGCGCAACCCUGAUUUCGCUGGCGGAGGUGCCGCCAACGCGGCUUACCAGCACGCGGUACGACAAUACGAAUGCCUCGCACGACAGCACCCACGAGGGCAUGGCUACGGCUGCUGCCUCUGCAGCCUCGGCUCUGCUGACGGAGCCGCUGGCCGACGGGCCGUCGGCUUCCCAGAUACGACUAUCGCUUACGCUGCGCAAUCAGACCGAGGGCGCUGCCCUGGGUGGUGGUGCUGGCUUGGCGGCCGGGGCCAGGGCCAGGAGUGCUAGUGGUGUUUCGUCAGCGCUAUCGGUGAAGCGCUCUAUCAGCAGCGGCACGCGGUGGCCAUCACCGCUGCUUCGAGCUCGCAGGACGGAAUGGCUUGAGGACACCCGGCGUUCACGAAGCGCACUCCCCAGGUAUAAGGGGGCGCCGGGGACAGAUUGCCAUGUGGGAUGUAACGAGUGGGAUCCGCCCGUCACGGAAAUCCCGGAGCCGCAACCAGACAGCGCCCUCGGACCCCGCAAGCCACCAGAUGGCUUCCGCUGCGCACCGAUGAGCCGACCCACGCUUUCUGCCCAGUAUAAGGACUUGCUGCUCGACUUUGAGGCCUCCACACCUCAGGACUCCGCAAGGCCCGUAUCCGGUAGCUGUGCCAGGCCGCCGCCGGUGUUUAGCCGCGCUCAUUCACCCACGGCAGAUGAGGGAUUACUGAGCUUGACAGCGGCUGCAGCCGCUGCUGCCACGGCGGGGGGCAGCCCAAGGACGGCGGUCAGUGUAGGCACGCCGCCAUCAGGCCGGCCUCGACCCGGCGUGAGCCGCGGUUCAGGCGCCGCGAUGUCGCCUCGCCUGCUGCGCUCCCCGGAGCGCCCCGCAACGCCCGUCUCGCCGACUACCGUGCUCGAUAUGAGCCGCUUGUUUGCGGCCAAGAGUAGCCCGACAGCGGCAGCGGGGACACAGCCGCCAUCAUCACAGCAGCCCGGCAGCGGCCGCGGGCCCCGCCUCAGCGCCGGUUCCGCCAGGCAGCUCGCAAGUGGCGGCAGCGACCGUUACAAGCGCAUGGUGGAGGAUGAUGUAGAUUCUGUUCGAACCUCGGAGGCCGAGGGAGAUUCGGAGGGGGAACGGGCGCACAGUGAUGCCGUGUCGUAUCCCAGCGGAGACUCGGACUCGGACCGCGACAACUUGCUCGGCCCUGGCGGCCUUGAAAACCUGGGCCUUAUGUUGGAAGCAGGCGGCAGCGUCGCUGCGUUGCACGAUUCGAUUAGUCGACAAGGGGAAAGCUCUGUGACAUCGCCCGCCGGCAGCAUGGCAACGCCGGCGUCGCAGCGGCGUACCAGCGCGCGCUCUGCCGCCACUGCCACGCCUACCUCAGUCAGGAUCUGCGCUUUACAGGCUGCAGGUGCCCGGCGCGGUUACGACCGGAGACCGGAUGAGGAGCUUCCCGCUGUCUCGUUCUUUAUCCCCCGGUUCACGCCACGCGGUGACAGCUCAAACGCGUCUCCUGCCGGGGUUCUGCGCUCGGUGGCAACAGCGCCGGUGGCUACGGCGCUCGCGGCGGCGGGGACCUCUAUCGCUGGGGUCAGCGCAACUGGUGCAGCAGCACAAGUUACAAGUACCUCUGCUGCUGGCUCUAGACCGAGGGCGCAAACCGGUGGAACAGAGCUGCUCACGGUACCCGUGGAGGCCGCCCAGGAGGCCGCCUGUUCGGGCGGUCGGCAACUGAACGCUGGUUCUGGAGCACGUCGUACUCUAGCGCCAGCGUUGCUGUGCGCGGACAAUCAGUCUCAACCUGAAGCCCAGCCUGAGUACGAGGAGGCCGCCGCCGAGCUGCAGCCGCGGCGUGAGCGCGUCUCCGGGGCCGUUGCGGCUGGGAGUGCUCCAGGUGCGGUGGCGGCGGCAGCCGCCGCCGCGGUGGCGCAGCUCGCGCAGCUUCAGCUGUUGUACAUUGCGAGGGAUCGGGUUAGCGGAAGCAGCGACGUGUUGCAGGGCAGCUGUACGACAUUGCCGGCGGACCUUGACGGCGCUACUGCGUGCAAAUACAGUGAUGGUGGGCAGGCGCUCCCGCCACCAUCGCAGCCUGAGGAGGAGGAGGAGGAGGAGAAUGAGGAGGAAGUGGAAGAGGCUGCGUUGCAAGGAAAACCGCUGGAAGGGCGGUCCGGGAGUGCUCGUGCCUCGCCCUACAGGAAGAGACAGGCAAAGCCGGUAUUGUCGACGGCCGUUAUGGGCAAGGCUGCCCUAGGCCCGCCAUCCCACAGCUCAAUUUCCUUGCGCCAGCUGCUCCAGCAGCAGUUAAUGCAGCAACGCCCGGGGCGGCGCACGGCGGGACGUGUGGCGGCGGCGAUAGCGGCAGCCGCAGGACCUAGGAAGGGAAGUCCGAAGCCGAACUCUCCGGCCCAGGGCUACACUGCGCCGACGCCGCAGGCUGCCGCUGGGCUUCUGGCGCAGCGCGCGGUCGUACGUCCCAACCACAUGGAUUUGGACGAGCAUUCGACGGUACUCCUAGUGGAUGGGGACUGCGCGUCAGAGUCGGACGCAACGGUGUUGGCGUUGGCAGCGGCGAGAGCGGCGGCGGCGGCGGUCCCACGGCGUGCAUCUGCAUGGGGGAAUCAGGUUACCCAGGCCGGUGAUGCUGGCAGCGCAGGCACUGCCGGAGGGGUCAGCGCUGCUGGCGGCGAUGAUGAUGUAUCAAAGACACACCUUGUCGUUAGCGGCUGUCCCCCGUUGAGUGCCCCCAGUGUUCCCCUGCCGGAGUCGCCCUUUGCAAUCCGCAUCACGAAGCGCUCCCCACGACAGCCGCCGCAGCUUCCAACGCCCUCGAGCCUCAGCCAAACCUCGGUUCGGGAACGCGUUGCCGCGCUCGAGGGGGUGCAAAGUCCGGGGACAGCAGCCAAUGUGCCGCCUCACCACACGCCUUCUCAGACGAUGAAAUCCUGGGCACAGGAGGUUAGCGGAGACGGCGGCAGCCAUAGCUCCUCAUGCGCACUGGUGUCGGCAGCGGUGCCCGGCGGACGCCUCGGUGUAGCCCAAACGCGGUCCGCUCCCUCGCCCUCAGCGACUACUCUGACCAACGCUGUAGCUGAUGCGCUUCAGCGACAGGCCGUCAUCGCGGCCGCCUCCAGAACGGCAGCUGUGGUGAUUCCGCAGCCUUCAGUCCGCAGCGGUUCCGGCUCCGGUAGCGGCACUGGUAGCGGUAGCCGUAGCGGCGCGGACCAUCAACCGUAUCCCAGUCUGUACUCGCCAACGGGUACGCUCGACAGCGGCGGCGGCAGGUAUGGGAGCUCGCCAACACUUCCGGGCGGAGCUGGGGCCCGCUGCCCGGCGAUGGCAGUGGCUGCAGGAUUAGCUUCCAGGCCGUCGGCGGCGACGCCGGCGGUACAGGUCGCUAGGAGCAUUGACGGCGAUCCCGGCACUCAUCGAUCGACGCCACGGCAACAUGCCUUACAACUGCUGCCACAGCAGCAGCAUCAACAGCAACGACCGCAGCACCACAACCAGUCAAAGCACCAAUCGCAGCAGCAGCAGCAAUCGCAGUUUAUGGCAACACUCCGUGCUUCCGGCAACGUCGCAGCAGCUUGGAGGGCAGCGGCGGCCAAGUCAACGUCUUCGUACUCCAGCGUUCGGAGUUGCUUCCGCAGUAACUCUGGGCAGCACCAGCACAGCAUGUUGGGCUCUGACGCGACUGCUGUUGCGACGGUAGUGGCUGUGAGUCGGGCGGCGCCGUUGGGUGUUGGGGAGGAGAAGCACGCACUCGGCAGGACUAGCGGCCACGUGGCUGCUGCCGCCGCAACAGCAGCAGCAGUGAAAUGGAGUGGUGGGCUGGAGCAUUUGCCGGGCAACGGCGCCUUCACCACAGUCCUAGGAGGAGGAGUCAUGCCGGUCACGGGGGGCACCACCCCAAUGGCCGGUAGCAGCCCUGCCUCCCCACCGCGACUACCGCCCCACCCUCGUGGGCACCAAUCUGGGACAACGUUUGCCAAUCGGCUUCCAUCCUCGGAGACCUACGUGUCGAAGACCUUGCCACCGUCCAAUGCCAACGAAGCCGCCGCUGUUACUCCCGCCGCCGCUGCUAUUGCGAAUCCGGCUACUCCUGCCGUUGUUACUGCCAGCGCGGCUGCAGGGCUAACGACGCCGGGCAUCCUUGCCAAGGCUAAGUCCGCCCGCGGCGAACGCAUGACGCCUCUGACGGCGCGGUUGUGGGCCUUUAAGUCGUACCGUACACCUAGGCCCGCGGUGGCCACUCCCGUCGCCAGGCUGGGUGAAGAGGAGGCGGAGCCUCUGCCACCGCCACCGGCAUAUCCACCGGGCUUUGUCGGCUGGGCAACCAAGAUGUUCUCCAAGAGCAAGAAAAAUAAGCUUGCGUCCUUGAAGUAG